Messenger RNA from Ostrinia furnacalis (Asian corn borer), 2706 nucleotides. Its product is annotated as receptor-type guanylate cyclase gcy-25. NCBI's taxonomy places the organism in Eukaryota, Metazoa, Arthropoda, Insecta, Lepidoptera, Crambidae. The record is from RefSeq and is a predicted model, not a curated record. Gene Ontology annotation, molecular function: guanylate cyclase activity; peptide receptor activity; adenylate cyclase activity. Gene Ontology annotation, biological process: receptor guanylyl cyclase signaling pathway; intracellular signal transduction; cGMP biosynthetic process. The coding region runs from base 48 to 1931 and encodes 627 amino acids. The transcript is spliced from 15 exons. Gene Ontology annotation, cellular component: plasma membrane.
GGGAUAAUCUAAAAAACAGUUCGACAGUUUCAACGAAUUUUCGAAGUAUGACGUCACACCUGAAGGUGGACGGCUGCUCAUCCCGCUGCACCACGCCCUCCGACCGGCCCGACCCUCAGAUGGUGUCAGUCCGGGUCGGCUGCCUCCACGUCAACCCGGCCACCAAACGAGGCCGGCGAACACUACUAGUCCACAUGCUGAUCCUGUGCUUCGUGCCGCACGCCGCCCUGGUGGCACAGAACUGCACCAUCAUGGCGCAACUGUCCCACACUUUGGACUCCUCGCUGUUUUUGCACUCAAAAGCUAGUAUGACUCUGUCUCUAGAGAACACAGUCGAGGCCAUCCAGGAAGAAAGAGUCACUGUGGCGAAAUAUCUGUUCCUAAAGUCACGGGACUCGAUGGAGAAAGAGGAUGUGGUGGAUUUGUCAGCAGUCCAAGCGGCUUUUCUGGAGACAGAUCAGCUUCUGGAAAAGCUGACGCUACCUCUACUCCGGGAUGAACACAAACUGUCACUUUAUCACUUUAGAGAAGACGUCACAACUUUUCUUGAUCUCAAGAAAGCUGACAGUUUGAAGCGCAUGUCUGUUUAUGGGGAGUUUAACAGGACCAUCCUACUGUACAUUAUCCGUUACGUCAGGUUUACCACUUCAGCGCUGUGGCGACACUUGUCAACGUCCUACGAACUCCUGAAGUCCAUGGAGGAGGUGUCUCUUGCCCUGGUGGCGGCCAUCUUCCUCAGCAACGAAGUCUUCGACGAGGACCUGAACACCCACCUCCAGAAGCACCAUCAGCUGGCCUUGGAGCGCCUACAGGCUGCAGUUCAGUAUUUAGAGGCAGAUGAGCUGUUUGAUGAAGCGAAGACCCUCAUGGAAAUCAUAGUUUUCUACGAGGAAUCCGCGCGGGCGAUGAGUAACCCCAAGCUCACUCGCUCGCAGAGAGGGAUCGACCUCAACGUGUACACGCACCAGUCCAACGCUUGCUUGAACAAGCUGAGGCACGUCAAGCAUGCUUACUGGGACAUCAUCAGGGAUUCAGUGAGGGUAGAGAUGUGGCACGCUCGGCGAACGCUCGCGAUCGGCGUGACGAUCCUCGUGACGGUACUCCUGGCUUCUCCUGUGCUGGUGCUGAUGCUGCGGCACACUGUCCACACGAUACAGACAUUCACGCAAUCAAUAGAGAUCAGCUCGCAGAAGCUAAUGGCAGAGAAGCAGAAGAGUGACCUGCUUCUGUCCCGAAUGCUGCCGCUGCCGGUGCUUCGGAGACUGCGUGCGCAACGGACGGUACCAGCAGAGUCCUUCGAUGCUGUCACCAUCUUCUUCAGCGAUAUCGUGGGGUUCACCACCAUAUCUGCUAACAGCACGCCCAUGGAGGUCAUUAAUAUGCUCAACAUGUUAUAUAGAUUGUUCGAUGAGAAAAUAAUGGAAUACAACGUGUACAAGGUGGAAACCAUCGGAGAUGCCUACAUGGUGGUGUCAGGACUGCCCCAGAGAAAUGAUAACCGUCACGCCUCAGAGAUAGCUGACAUGUCUCUAUCCCUGAUGCGGAGUCUGGAGGGGGCCAACGUGCCCCACAGGCCAGAGGAUCCCCUCAGGAUCCGGGCGGGGGUCAAUACUGGCCCCUGCGUCGCGGGGGUCGUGGGCACCACCAUGCCGAGGUACUGCCUGUUUGGAGACACCAUCAACACUGCCAGUCGGAUGGAAAGCACUGGAGAACCAAUGAAAAUCCACAUAUCCCAGUCGACUAAAAAGGCCCUGGACGAAAUUGGAAACUACGAGGUAGAGUCUCGAGGUCUUAUAGAUAUACCGGGCAAAGGCACCAUGGAAACGUUCUGGUUGGUCAACAAAAUAGGCGGCAUCCAAUCUCAGACGCUGUGCAGCCGGCGGCUUAACGACUAUGACGCGAACCUCCUGGAGUUACUUAUUAGGCCAUGAUUUUAAUUUAUUCAUAGUUAUGCUUUAUCUAUGUAUCCUGUAUUAUAAACAGGAAUUGUAAAACCGAUUGGUAUAGGACUUUAGAGGCGAUAUUUGCACAAUAGAACGGGACUAUGGGAAUAAUUCCCACCUCUCAUUCCCACCGCUGCAACUCCUGUGAAGUAAGGAUCUACUUUGCCCAAUACCUCUAGUAUAUCGGGUAUUAGGAUAUCGGAUGUCGGAUUGCAAGGGUAGUUUGAUCCCCGACAGCUGGACUACAUUAUGGUGAACCCAUUGGUAGACCAUUAGAUUAGAAAUUGUGUGCACCACAAAUUACUAAAAGCAAAAUACUAUCUAAUACAUAAAAAAAUAUAUCGCCUCGUCAACUUUGGGUCCACAAACUUGAGAUGUGACGUGUUUCAGUCAGUAUUAAUAAUAAUAUUUGAAACUUUGUCGUUAUUAAGAUCAAUUUACCGUGAUCGUGAAACAAGGUAGAGUAUGAAAUAAAGUUUAGUAUAAAAGGAAGUGAUUGAAAAAGCAAGCGUAAUUUGUGCACGUAAGUGAUUGAAGAAGCCUAAGGCUGGGUUGCAACAUCUUACUUUGACUUUCACAAACGUCAAAAAUCUGUCAAACUCCAUACAAAAAGCACCGGUUAGUGUUAAAGUUACGGUCAAAGUAAGUUGGUGCAACUCAGCCUUAGUUAAAAAUCAGUUGCACAGACUAUGGCAUAUCAAUCUAGUAGAGUAAGAGCUAGUGAACGCCAGACCUACGUCAUUUUAUAAAAGCUGAAAGUUUG